AAACAAACCACAGAAUACCCGGCUCCCUCAGGAACUGGAGCUCCUGGCAAAAUUCCUGAAUUGGAUACAAGAAGAACAACAAGGACAUGCCCAGUGCAAUCCCAGUAAUCCUGGCAGGGCUCUGCUUCCUGCUGCUUAAACCCACCUGCUGCAGCAGCAGCGAGAUCCUGGUGGUGCCGGUUGAUGGCAGCCACUGGGUCAACAUGAAGGUGAUUCUCGAGGAGCUCCACUCCAGAGGCCACAACAUCACUGUGCUGCGCUCUGCCCGGAGCUGGUACAUUCCAAGUGACUCUACCAUUUAUACUUCUGUCAAUGUGUCCAUGCUGGAGGACGAGUCAGACAGGGAAGCUUACAAUAAAAUUUUGAAAGAUGUCAUAGAAUGCCGAAAGUCACUGUCCUUUGUACGCAGCUUCUGCCAGCAGCAUGUGCUCACAACCUUAUUGUCAAAAGGCCAUGAGAUCCUUGCCAGAGCGGCUGGCAAAAUAUUGGAUGACCCUGUUUUCAUGAAGAAAAUGCAAGAUGCCAAGUUUGACCUAAUAUUGACAGACCCUGCUCUGACUCUCGGAGUCCUCCUUGGUAGUUACCUCAAGCUGCCAAUGGUUUUUAAUGUGCGCUGGAUUAAUAAUGGAGAGGGCCACUUCACCAUUGCCCCGUCACCUGUCUCUUAUGUUCCUGUGCAAGGAAGUGAACUUGACGAUCAGAUGGAUUUUCAGGAAAGGACCAAGAAUAUGUUACUCUACCUCUACGGGGUUGCGGAGCAGCACUUCAUCCUUAACCCCAAGUAUUCAGAUUUACUCCAGCGACACUUCCCUCCUGGAACUGACUUGCUGUCUUUGCAGCGUUCAGCUGAUAUCUGGCUGCUGAGGGCAGAUUUCGUCUUUGAGUUCCCUCGACCCACGAUGCCCAAUGUUGUCUACAUCGGGGGGUUCCAGGGCAAAAAGGCCAGACACCUCCCUGCUGACUUGGAGGACUUCAUGCAGAGCUCUGGGGAGCAUGGGGUGGUGGUCAUGUCUCUGGGGACAAUUGUGUCCGCCCUGCCUCGUGACACCACAGAGGCCAUUGCUGCAGCUUUUGCUCAACUCCCUCAGAAAGUAGUGUGGAGGUUUUCAGGAGAAAGGCCUUCAUCUCUGGGGAACAACACACUCUUGGUAAAUUGGCUGCCUCAGAACGACAUCCUGGGACAUCCCAAGACUCGUGUUUUUGUGGCCCACGGAGGGACCAAUGGGAUGUAUGAAGCCAUCUACCACGGCGUUCCUGUCCUUGGCAUGCCACUUCUCUUCGACCAGUUUGACAAUGUACACCGGUUAAAGGUGCGUGGGGCAGCUCGGGUGGUGGAGGCCAAAUCAAUCACCAAGGAAAACUUCCUUGAGGCCCUAAAGGAUGUUCUAGAGACUCCCUCCUACCGAACCAACAUCCAGCACCUCUCCCAGCUACACCACGACAGGCCGAUGACUCCCAUGGACACUGCCAUCUUUUGGAUUGAGUAUGUCAUCAGGAACAAAGGAGCAGCCCACCUGCGGGCUGCUGGUUUUAGACUGCCUUGGUACUCCUACUUCUGCCUGGAUGUGGCUCUUUUUCUCAUAGCCCUCGUAGGAGCUUUUAUCUGGGCUGCAGUCUUCACCUGUAGACUUCUCUGCUGCAGAAGGUUCAGGAGGAAGAUCAAAGCAGAGUAACUAAUAUGAAUAUAACCUGAAUGACAAAUAUUUGAAACUCUAGGAAAUAAAGUUUUUUUUAAGAGUA
Molecule: messenger RNA, 1740 nt
Organism: Solea solea (common sole)
Lineage: Eukaryota; Metazoa; Chordata; Actinopteri; Pleuronectiformes; Soleidae
Gene: ugt5g1
Product: UDP glucuronosyltransferase 5 family, polypeptide G1
Exons: 2
Coding region: 87-1673 (528 amino acids)
Molecular function (GO): UDP-glycosyltransferase activity
Source: RefSeq, a predicted model, not a curated record